Messenger RNA from Aureobasidium musti, 297 nucleotides. The record is from the annotation of a GenBank genome assembly. NCBI's taxonomy places the organism in Eukaryota, Fungi, Ascomycota, Dothideomycetes, Dothideales, Saccotheciaceae.
AUGAUGCGGCAAACAGCAAGUUUAUGGGCGAGAAUAGCAACACAGAAGUCGCUGCUCCGAGGAAAGAAUGUCUUGACGCUGGAACAUAAGAAGGCGCUGAGUCUGUGGCGUGAGAUCAUGCGAGCCAUCAGCAAAAUCCCUGGGUCGCCAACGAAGAGAGAGAUGCGAGACUAUGCGCGCACUGAAUUCGAGAGGCAUAGAGAUGUGCAAGAUAUUGGACACAUCCGUUAUCUCAUCUCGACGGGCCGUACACAGUUCGAUGGCAUGAAACGAUACAUCAAUGAGCAGGUGCUGUGA